AUGAAAACCGUUUCUACUCUAUGUGCGACUUCCACGGUCGGAAUAGCAGCCUGCGGGUUCGCUCUGGCACGCCCGUGCAAGCCGAACGACGCCCACGACCAGCUUACGAACCCUAAUACCAUCACCACCACCACCACCAAUACAAAAAACAACACCACACCUAUAAUCCGAGAACCAGAGACAGUCACACCAAGGAGCGAGAAGCGGAAGAGUGCAAGGAAGAGCUGGGGCGGAUAUGUCAAUGGGAGUACUGGUGGAAAUCAUAAUACCAACAACAAUACCAACAACAACAGCGGGCAAACACUGUUCCCCGAUGAGCCCUCGCCCCGAACAUCCACAUCGCGCCGGUGGCUGCACCGCCUCUCAGAGUCGUUUUCGUCGUCUUCGUCCUCCUCGUCAACACCGUCUUCGCCUACCUCGUCAACGUCGCAGUCGCGGAGUACGAGCUCGUUCUCGUCGCGGUCGAGGCCGUACACGUCGAGUUCGCUGGUGCCGUUUGGGGCCCGGCGGUCCAGCUCGAGACCGCGGACGGGGAACAAGCUGGUGAAGCGCAACCCGUCGUCGCGAAAUGCUGCCAGGCCAGCUGAGGACGGGGGGGAGCAUGACAGCCCCACCACAGGCAGCCCAACCAGGACUACAGCACCCGCAGCAGCAGCAGCAGCAGCAGCAACCACACCAACAGCAACAACAACCCCGGCAGCAGCGAACCACCACUCGCCAAGCCACAGACAACGACCUUCCACUGCGGGCGUUCACCAAUCAUUUGCCCAGGGCCAAUCUUCCCCCAUCUCGCCGAUCCAUGCGUCACGGCCAUCCACCUCCGCCCUCUUCUCGCACUCCGCUGCUGCUUCUCCUCACAGACAUCAAGAGCAAGCAGUUGCACAACCUCCGCCGACGACUUCAUGGCGAGGCUUCUUCACCCCGAAACGUCACAAGCCUUCAUCAUCAAAACACACACCCACCACCACCACCUCCUCCACGCCGUCCUCGCCAGGGGGUUUGAAGCUCCCUAGAAAGCCCUUCAGCGGGGUACGAAGGAUUUACCCGAAGCAGCUGCGGAAGAGCGGUGGUGGCCGCGGGGAACUCAUCGGGCCGACACUGAUGCUCGCACCGACACCGACAACCACGCAGCAGCAGCAGCAUCUGCUCAUCGACAUCGACAUCGACAGCGAGUCGGUCUUCUCAGGGGCCGAGUCGUCGCUGUUUUUCGACUCGCGGCCAGCGUCGCGGAUGGACGAUCUUGUGGAGUUGGCGGCGGUUAGGCGCUCGUCGACCGGGAUGGCGCUGGGGAUGGGGGGCAUGGGGAUGGGUGCGACCUCGCCUAGAAAUAGUGCGCGCCGCAGGUCGCUGUCGGGCGUGAAUUAUCUGCAGACGGCCCCGAUCCACUACCGGAGCCUGAAUACGUGCGAGAACGGCGAUGGGGUCGACGGCUGCUGCGAUGGGCUCAGCGCGCUGGAUUUCGGGUUUGGGAGGAUGGAGGAUCAUCAGUCGUCCCCCGCCGGCACCGACGCUGCAGCAGCUGCAAGUUGUGCUACCGGCACCCAUGCGACCACCACCACCACCCACACCACCCAUCGUAAUACCUUCCACACACACUCUCACACCACAACCUCCACUUCCUCUUCUUCAAACACACACUCCCCCUCCUCCUCCUCCCCCUCCUCCCAUCAUCACUACCACUACUACCACACACGCUCUGCAUCGCACGAGGAGGACAUCCCACCGGUCCCGUCGCUGCCCCAACUAGACGGGAACAUGGACUUCGUGUCGCGCGCCUACUCGCCUGACCCCGACCAGCAGCAGCAAGAGGGGGAGGACGAGGAGGAGAACGGCGACCGUCACGAAUCGUCGCUCUCCCCCGAGGAUUCCGAUAACGGCGAUAAUGACGAUGAUGAUGCCGAUGCAGACGACAACAUGCACCACCAUCAUCACGACUUUGACCUCGAUCUGGACGACGGGGAGAACAUCGUGCCGCUGUCAAUUAGCGACCGCCAGCACCGCUUGUCGCUUAUCAGCGCUUCGGAGCGGGCGUCCACGCUGGUGGGCAGCGAGGAUAACAUGGAGGAUUUCCAGAGCGAUACGGUGUUUGACUCGCUGCGCACGCGGGCGUCGGAACUCACGCCAAGAGCGGACCAGCUCUUUGACCAGCAGCAGGACGAGUCGUUUGGCAGCGGGCUGGAGCACCAUCACCACCACCACGCACCCCACCCGCUGCGGUACAAGCACUACGUGAGCGGGGAGUUUGGCAGUCUCAAGAAUAGCGACAAUAGUAGUAGUAAUAUGCAUACGACAACAACAACAUCGUCGGUCGCCCACAAGGCAUUCGACGACGACGAGGACGGCUCAAGCAGCGAUUGGGAUGCGCCGUCGCGCAAUGGCGAUGACGAGGGGAUGCGGAUUGUCUCGGGGGGGCUGCGCCCGUACAGCGGGCUCCUGUCAGCCGCGUCGCUAGGCCUGCACAGCAACAAUGCCAGCAGCACGUCGUUUGGCACUGCGCCUGAGGGCUUCUCAAUUAACGACGGUUCGAGCAUCCGCGAGACGAAUAGCAGCAUCUUGGACUGGAGCGAGAGCGUUAGCCCGACACCGCAGCCACAGCCGUCAUAUGCAAAGAGAUCAAAGACAAUCCACGCCAAGGAGAGCAUCAUGCUCACCUCCUCAAGGUCCGGGCGCCGUGCUCCAAGCUAUCAUGUCCGCUCGCAGAGCAUGCCACUGGUCAACUCGCAUGGGAGGGUGCCACUGCCGAGCGAGAACUGGGAUGAGGAUUUCCUGGACGACGAUGAUGAGGGCGGAUGCUUGAAUAUGGUGAUCCCGCGCGCGAUCGAGGAGCAGCAAGCAAGUGUGAUCGGGCAUCUUGGCUGCGUGCGAGAGUUUGCCCUGCUGGUUGAAGAUCUGAAACAUCUUCGCUCGCUCGCCAUCUCUUCCGGCGUGCGCAAUGGCGUCCACCAAGCCAUCUUUGACGAGGCCGAAGGCAUCAUCGCUCUGGCGACCCUCGACGACGACCAGCCAAUUCCCGCCGUUCCCGAAGCACCUUCACGGACACCGCCCUCCAAGGGCUCUCACCGCCGCUCCUCAAUUCUACUACCCGACGACGACGUCUUUGGCGGCGGCGGCAUCGGCGCACCAAGCACGCCGCUUCUCCGACGCUCGUUCGGCCACACACCGCCUAACAUCUCGCCGCAGAGCAGGAAAACAAUCGAUAGGAACGACCCUGUCGAGGUUGCAAAGGGGAUCAUGGAACGGAUGCAGCAGAGCGGGGGCCACCACGUGCGCGGGCAGAGCGACGACGCGGUCAUCACAGGGAAGCCAAAGAAGGUGCAGUUCGACACGGAUAUGCUGAGGGAGCUGGUCAAGCAUGUGGGGAAGCUCAAGAGGACGAUGCAGAGUAUCGUGGAUGACGCGCGAGAUUUGGUGGAGAGCCCGCUGGAUAUGGAGGAUGGGUUUGAGUGCAGGGGCAGCUUUGAGGGCUUUGAGGAGGGGUGGGAGUUUGCGAGGGGCGCCGCGGCAGGGCAUCUGGUAGGCGUCGUGUAG
This is a messenger RNA of Morchella sextelata, 3528 nucleotides long. RefSeq lists its product as uncharacterized. The coding region runs from base 1 to 3528 and encodes 1175 amino acids. Gene Ontology annotation, molecular function: GTPase activator activity. Gene Ontology annotation, biological process: regulation of mitotic cytokinesis. The record is from RefSeq and is a predicted model, not a curated record. NCBI's taxonomy places the organism in Eukaryota, Fungi, Ascomycota, Pezizomycetes, Pezizales, Morchellaceae. The transcript has 3 exons.